Acaulospora morrowiae is the source of this 1848-nucleotide messenger RNA. NCBI's taxonomy places the organism in Eukaryota, Fungi, Glomeromycota, Glomeromycetes, Diversisporales, Acaulosporaceae. The record is from the annotation of a GenBank genome assembly.
AUGGAAUCACAGGAUCAUUUAGAUGUGCUUUGUUCACAAAACUCGAAUGCAGUUCCCAAAUGUAGCCCCCGACAUAAUUCAAAACUGAGAAAUAAUAGGAAAAGUCGUGUUUGGAACUAUUUCACGAUAUUUGAUAAUUCAUCCAGUAGUAAAAUUCACAAAGCAAGGUGUAUACUUCCCGGAUGCGGCAAGGAAAUUUUUUACCGAGGUUCACUUUCAGCACUAAGAUACCAUUUAAGACAUUUCCACAACAUUAUCAUUGGUACGAAUAUAUCACAAUUAUAUAAUCAAGAUCAGCAACGAAGUCUAUCUCAGUGUCAUCCUAAGAAGCUUAGUUCUAAAAAAGGUCAUUUUACAACUAGAGAAAAUUUCUUGCAAUUCAUCAAGUACGCGAAUCCUUAUUGCAUUCCUUCAGAGAAUGUGAAAUCACGAAUGACUAAUUCGUAUAGUAACCUAUUCUCUAAACUAAAGAGCAUGCUUCAACAGGCCAACUCUGUAGCAUUAGCAAUUGUGUGUUGGGAACUUGAUGGUCAGGAUUCCUAUAUGGAAAUAACAUGCCAUUGGAUUUCCGACGAUUUCCAACUACACAAAAUUCUUUUGGACUUUGUCCCAGUUCCAAAAUUUUUUGAUGAUAACGAUAUCCAUAAAAGCAUCAAAAGAGUUUUAAGCGCAUGGGAGCUGGAUGGAAAAGUUAAUUCAAUAACUGGAAGGAAUAUAUGGGAUCGAGUACAUUUGGCCGUCAGGAAAUUCAAUAAUAUUACACAAGUUGAAUGCAUGUCUUUCGUUAAAAAUUUUUCAACAUACAUUCUAGAACCGGAUCUUGAUUUGCAUAUUCCGACUUUUGAAGAAAUGCACCAAUUUUUAUCGAUAAAAGACGAAAAGAAUAUUAGAGAACUUUCCGGAAAGAUUAGUACUGGCAUAAAAAAUUCUCAGCAACUGAUUAAAUAUUUGAUUAACUAUGAAAAUGACUUUCUUAAAGAAACACUUGAAGAUAGUGAGAAUAACGGAGUUGAAGAUCUGAAAAGAUGCAUCAAUGAACCAAUAUUUAUGUUAGAAUAUCUGGUGGUAUUAGAAGAACCGAUUCGAAAGUUGAUUAUGACACUAUCUGAUAAUUUAGAAACUGCGUCGAAAGGGAUGUGGAUGAACAAUCUAUUACCGGAUGCUACCAUAAUUAAAUUCUUUGAUGAUUUGAGUUCACAUUUAAAACAACUAAAAGAUGCUGUUAAAAAACUCGGUGAAACUCAUUAUUCAUUUUACGAUUUACUGGUUGAAUAUUUUAAUUUGGAAGGUCAAUUAGAAAUACAUAAUGAGAAAAUAGGGGAGAAUAUGGAUGACGGUCAAUUAUUUUUGAAUGAGAUUCUUAUAAAGUUUUUCAUCUCGGACAUUUUUGAAGAAUUUAAUUGUAGAAGUGAUUAUUUCACUUAUUAUAAAAUUGCAUCUUUAAAUCCUCGAUUCAAGGACAUAUUUAAUGACAAUUACGUUAUGGUUGAAGAUACCUAUGACUUGAUUGAAUCAGAAUAUUUAGAAUUAUGCGAAGGAGAAACAACUCAAAGUCAACUUGUAAAUUCUGAGCUAGCAACUAGUUCUAGCCAUUUAGGAAAUAACGAAUUUGAAAGAUAUGAAAUAUUAUCGCAGCAUAAUCAAAGUACAUACGACGAUCCAGUUGAUUGGUGGCGUCAACAUAGAAAAGAAUUGCCUUUUAUGGCGAAAAUAGCGCAAAAGUAUCUCGCCAUUCCCGUAAUAUGCUAUUCACUUGAUAGAACCUACUCUGAACAUUGCCAAAACCUAAAGGUUUUGUUAAAUGAUCUAAAAGAUUUCGAUGUGAUACAAAAGUGGGAGUAUUUAUAG